AUGUCUCUAUCAAAUAAUCAGAAACAAUUGAUUGGUUCAGCUGCAAGAUCAUGGAUCACUAGAAAGAGAUAUGCUAGAUUAUUAAUUAAUCAUGAGAAUAGAGACAAGGUAGCAAAAGAGAUAUUUGAAACAGAACAAUUAUAUGUUAGAAAUCUAGAAAUCAUUGUUCAAUACUAUUUGAAACCAUUGAAAACAAUACAACCACCACUAUUAUCACCCAAAUCAAUUCAAUGUAUCUUUGGACACAUUGAAGAUCUAUUGACUGUCAAUCGUGAACUAUUAUGCAAUAUUCAAGAUCGUAUGACAACUUGGAAAGAUAACAAAAAACUUGGUGAUAUCUUUUUAAAAUUGGCUCCAUUCUUGAAAAUGUAUACUGAAUAUUGUUCAAAUUAUGAUAAAGCUGUAACAAAAUUAAAACAAAAAGCUGAUUUAUCAAAAGAUCUUGCUUUAUUUUUAAAGAAAAUUAAUAGUGAAUCAGCAUUUGGAUUAGAUUUAACAUCAUUAUUAAUUAUGCCAGUUCAGAGAAUACCAAGAUACAAAAUGCUUUUACAAUCAUUGAUUCAAUUGACACCAAAAGAAUUUUCAGAUUACAAAGUGAUUGAAGAGGCGUUGCAUAUAGUGUCGGGUGUAGCCGAUCAUGUAAACGAAGGUAUUAGAGAGAAACAAAACUCUGAAAAGAUACUUUCCAUUCAACGUCGAUUCACAGGUUACGUACCACCACUUUUGGCACCACUACGUACUUUUAUUCGUGAAGGCUAUCUCACCAAAGUCUGUAGAAAGGAACCUAAAAAACGUUGGUUUAUUCUAUUCAGUGAUGCCAUUCUCUAUGGCAACAAAAUUGAAACUACAGUUGCCAAUCCAAUCUAUAAAUUUCAUAGAUUAUUAGAACUUUCAAAAACUAAAAUCGUUCAUCUUGAUGAUAAAGAUGCUAAACAUAAGAAUUCAUUUCAAAUUAUACAUACAAGUAAAUCAUUUACAGUAUUUGCAGAUAAUGAUAAAGAAAAGGCAACAUGGUUGAUGGCAUUGGAUACACAAAUUAAAUUCCUUUCCCAAAAUGAGGGAAUUUCAGUUGCAAGAAUGAACAGACAAUAUAGUAAUAUUAAAAUACUCAAAGCAGAGACGGACGAGUCAACAACUCAACAAGCAUCAGCUCCCGUUUGGAUACCUGAUAGUGAUGCAAAUCAAUGUAUGGAAUGUGGUAUUAAAUUUACUGCCAUAAGAAGAAGACAUCAUUGUCGUAGAUGUGGUAUAUUGGUUUGUGGAAAAUGUUCAGAUCAAAGUUGGAAAUUGGAUAAUGCAGGUAAACCUGUACGUGUGUGUCGUUCAUGUUACUCUUAUCUAUCAAUGACAACUUCUAGAAGAAAUGAGGCAGCUGCAUCUACCUCGUCGUCGACACCUGGUUCAUUGGAGACAUCGAGUUCUACAGAUAAUUUAUCUAGUAUUCCAUUGGUUGGCGACACAACUAGUACAAUCAAUGAAGAGAGUGGAAUCGUUUCAUCGGAUAGUGAUUAUGAUGACUAUCAAGAUCAGGCAUCUGCUACAAGUGAUUCAUUAACCGAAAUCCCAUCCAUCACUCUACCUCCAUUACCAUCAUCUUCAACGACCACCACUCAAAGAUCACUGUCACCAUUUUCAUCACCAAUGGUUGUUGGUAGUAAUAGUAUGACUCAACUCCCAUCCAUUAAUAAUACCAAUAAUAAUAAUAAUAAUAAUAAUUAUCAAUCGAGUCAUAGUAUGAGUGCACUUCCACCAUUACCAUCGUCAGUCAAUUUACCUCCACCUGUUGUAUUACCAACUAUUCCAUCAACUCUUAGAGAAUCAUCUCCUCCUCCACAAACACAAACUCAAACACAAACAACAACACCACCAACACAAUCACCAGCCAUACCAACCACUCCACCUCCAACACUUUAUAAACAAAAUUCUUUGUUGUCUUUUUGUAACCUUGUUAUCACUCAAAAUCCAAAUGUUGAAGCUGCUGGUUUCAAAAAGAAACCUUCCACGUCUGGUUCAAGCUCCCCUGCUACAUCCCCAAUAGUUGAUAGAAAAAAUACAUCCACCUCCUCUACAAUUGUUGAUCCAUCAUCCAUUUCAUUACCAGGAAUUAAAACUAUUCAUUCACCAGAUACUAAUAAUCAAAAUAAUCAAAAUAAUCAAAAUCAAAAUACUAAUAAUCAACAACCAAUUGUAAUUAAUAAUAAUAACCAAAAUAACCAAAAUAAUAAUAAUAAUAAUACAGUUGAAAAUAACAAACCAUCAACAAAACCAAAUGUAAAUUCAAUUCAAGUUUUACCCAAUUCUUUAUCAUCAUCAUCAACGCCAGUUGUUUUAAAACCAACUAGUCAACAACCUCCACCAUCCAUAUCAAAGUUACCUCCAUCCCCAUCUCCAAUUGUUUUGAAACCAACUCCUCAACAACCACCUCCACCUACUCCUACUACCACACAAAAACCAACAACACCUUUACCAACUACACCUUUACCAUCAACACCAAAAGAAUUACCAACUAAAUCUUUACCUCCCAUUCCACCAGUUCCAAAAAAAUCACUACCUCCUCUUCCACCACCAACCAGUACUACCAUAAAUAAUAAUAGUAAUAUUAGUAAUAAUAAUAAUGUCAUUACCAAAACAACAUCAGCAUUUAAUUUAAUUCCAACAAAUACCUCUACAACAACAUCAUCACCUCCACCUAUUCCACCAAAAAGAGCUAAAUCCUCACUUCAGUUGGGUCCAACUCCACCUAUUCCUACCACUCCCACUCCAACUACUACAACUACUACAAAUACUACAAAUACUACAACUACACCUCCACCUCCAGUUGGACAACAUUCAACUGAAAAUCCACCACCUCUUCCACCUAGAAGAACUGUCAAGUAG
Molecule: messenger RNA, 2877 nt
Organism: Cavenderia fasciculata
Lineage: Eukaryota; Evosea; Eumycetozoa; Acytosteliales; Cavenderiaceae
Gene: gxcU
Product: pleckstrin domain-containing protein
Exons: 6
Coding region: 1-2877 (958 amino acids)
Molecular function (GO): guanyl-nucleotide exchange factor activity; metal ion binding
Source: RefSeq, a predicted model, not a curated record